CUUCAUUUCUCCACUACUACUUCAUCGUCAUUUCUCCACUACUGCCACAUUACAUCUACAUCACACCAUUCAUCAUUUCUCCACUCCUGUCACCUACAUUACAUCUACAUCGAUCAUCGCAAAGUCGUCUACAUCACACACGUACAAGAUUGCUUUUAUAGCGUCUUUGUAUACAUCGUACAAAGGUCGUGUUCUUCAGUAUCUGCCGUUUGGGAACAACCCUGCUACAGCCCCUGUACUCGGUGGUUAGGUUUCUCAGCAUCUGCUGUUUGGGAACAACCUUGCUAUAGCCUGUACUCGAUAGUAGGUUCCUCGGUAUCUGCUGUUUGGGAACAAUCCUGCUACAGCCUGUAUUCGGUGGUUAGGUUCCUCGGCAUCUGCUGUUUGGGAACAACCCUGCUACAGCCCCUGUACUCGGUGGUUCGGUUCCUCAGCAUCUGCUGUUUGGGAGCAUUCUUGCUACAGCUUGUACUCGGUAGUUUAGGUUCCUCAGUACCUGCUGUUUGGAAACAACUCUGCUACAGCCUGUAUUCGGUGGUUAGGUUCCUCGGCAUCUGCUGUUUGAACUACCCUGAUUUGGUUCAUGCCAAAGAGUCAAGGCUGCUCUAUUAGCCUGGGUGGGUGGGACACACGUCAAGUGUGGGGUCAUUUAUUCCCAAUGCAAUUGUCCUUUGUCAUGUUCAUCGCUGAUCAUAAUUAUAGUACACGGCAUGGAGGUUCCGAUGGAAAAACUUGGGCUGCAGAAUCUCCUUCAGGAGAGUGUGUUCAUAAAAUGGGUUGAUGAGGGUCAUCCUUAUACGUUGGGUUCUUGCUUAGCCGACAACAAAGAGAAUACCAAUCUUAUUAUGAAAGUGGUCUGCGAUUCAGAAAGACGUCUUCAUGUCUAUUUCUCCCUCAAGGUGACUCACAAGCAUACUGGCAAAGAUCGUUCAAUGGAGAUGUUAUUGGUUGUGCCGCCGCAUGGUGACUUUGAAUGUUCCUUGAAAGUUCUUCCAGUAUCAGGCCUUGAUGAUUUGUCCUACCAUGACGCACUUGCCCUCCACGAAGCCGGUAUAAGCAAUUUGGAGCGCAUCAUUGUCCUACCAUUCGAUCUACAUUUUACAGGAUUUGUCGUUAGGAAGGAGAGGGAAUCUGCGACUAUCUUACCUUCGAACUCUACCUCGAGCACAUUGAUGCAGAAACUCAGAUCUUUAUCUGUUACGAAGAGCUUUAAGGUUUAUAUCCGACCUUCCGAUUACGCGCGGGAGCAUUUGAAAACGGUUGACGAGCUCUUACGUGAUAAGGGCGUAUGGAUCCGGGAACCUGACAUGCUAAAGAUAUACUCUCAAAAAGGCAUUAUGCUAGUGGACUGGGCCCAGAUUAAACAUCAAAAAGUCAAGGGCAGACCACCGCCAGUGCCACCACACAACGCACACGAUGCACAAAGGUCGACUGAAGUGCCGGUUCCUCGGUCACCAUCAAUCGCAGAUGUAGAUGCAAACGUAGAUGUCGUACCGGCAACACCAAGUCUUCUGCCGGUGUGCCGUAGUAUUUUCUCACCCGAUUGUGAAGAGCCGUCAGGUGUCGCAGAUGACUUGGAUCUUGACGAUAUUUGCAAAGAUUCAGGACAUGUCGAACCAGAUCUUGAGGUGGACUCGGAUGAGGAAUACCUUGCCGCGUUGAAUGCUCAACAACUAAGCCAACAACUCAGACAAGACGCAAGCUCAGAGGCUCUUCGAUUAGAAUUCAAAGAGUGGUUAAAGGCAGCAACGGCAAUAAAUGAAAAUGUGUACGAACACAGUCGACUGGCUAAAAAGUUGUUCGCUCUUGGUGAAAGUGUCCAUACGUCUAAUAGUGCGAUGUUCGACGCUAUUAGACCUUGGUGCUCUGCACUAUUCUUAUGUGACCCUACAGAUUCAAGCAGACCAACGGAUGAAUGGUUUGUCUCGGACAUGGCUGAGCUCAUCAAAUGGAUUAACACAUUUCAACGUGGCGCCGAGAUGACUAUGCUGAUAAAUGAUUUUAUAAAGCUUGGUAGUGCUGCUCGCGUAUGUAACAAGGACGAGUAUAAGCGUCAUAAAGUGGACUUUCUGCUUCGUAUAUGGGUCGAAUUUGACUGCUCAAGAAUCAGUAUCAACGGGGAGAGUAGGAAGGUCUUGUCCCGAAAAAGGAAUAUCUUGAAAACUGGUAGAAAUGUUUCUAAACGAGCUAGAACAGCUGCAUAAUUAUCAACUGUAUUCUUUGUUGUACAUACAUGGGUCGGCGGAUGGAUAGCAAAGGAGUAAGGUCCAUUGGAGUACCAGAGUCAAAGUCGGGAGCUUUCUGGGAAGAGAGCAACAAAAGACCUCCAGCUGCAACACGUGUGAUGAGAAAACUGGUAGUAGUUGACUCAUUGCGGACACAAUCCUGGAGAGCAGCACGCCAAUUUCCUUGCAUCCAUUUUCUCGAGAUUGAAAGAGGCUUGCACCCGGAGCGGAAAUACAGUGAUCCGUGCGUAAAGACGAAGGUGUAUUCACCCCUCCAAAAAAGCGUGGCCCCCCGCGCGUCAACCUAAAAAAGGCAUUCAACCAUUCACUCGACAAUAACUUCAAUCUGCUUUUUAUGCCCCAAAAUAAGAUGUCUUCUACGGUAUGUAGGAUCGUACUCUUCCUGCUUGGGUCUAUUAACUGAUGGAUCUCGAAAAUCACAUCAGGUGGAGGUACAAGUUCAGGUUCAAACGGCGUAGCCACGCAUGCUCCCACAUACAGAGAUCAGUCAAAAUUUGUAUACAGCGCUGUCCCACGUAUGUCUCUUCUAACAUAACCUCAUCUUAGCAGCAGUUCCUUGGUGGGGCUCUCAAGCACAUUGCUCCAAUUGUUUGGAACGGUUCUUGAAAGCUGGGAUUGAUACCAGAUGUCGCUGGCAGGAGGGGCAGCGGUGUCAUCAAUGCAUAGGCGACGGAUGUGUUUGCAUCGCUCUCAAUAACGACUGUAUUAGUGCAUACAUCAUGUACACUGGGAGCUUGGGGGAAGAUCCAGACGAGCUCGACUCGGGCACACGGUGGUACAAACGCAGCAUGAUCAACGCGCUAGAGAGAAUGUUCGCAGACUUGGAGGAGUCACUUAAGGUUGCAGGGCCACAGCUAGGACUCACAGGCGCUACUUAUACCGAUUUGGGAGCAGGGUCCUAUUUGCACUCUUUUCUUACCACUUGUGCUCAAUAUGGAUUUACCUCUUCCCUUCUCCCUAUCAUUCGUUGUGCACCACUGUUCCCUUGUGCCUCUUGUAACUAAGUUUGUGAAUUAUAUCCUU
Messenger RNA from Sclerotinia trifoliorum, 3269 nucleotides. NCBI's taxonomy places the organism in Eukaryota, Fungi, Ascomycota, Leotiomycetes, Helotiales, Sclerotiniaceae. The record is from the annotation of a GenBank genome assembly.